AUGGCCACGACAGGCGUGUCUCCCACGCCUGCGCCCACGCUCGCUCCCGGGCCAUCUUUAGCCCCCGCCAUAGCUGUCCGCCCGUCCGUAGCUCCCUCACCCGGCCCUGGAACUCCAGGCUCCAUCACCUCCAAAGAAUGGGUCAUUCCUCCUCGCCCUAAACCUGGCCGUAAGCCCGCUACGGAUACUCCGCCAACUAAGCGCAAGGCCCAGAACCGCGCUGCACAGCGCGCAUUUCGAGAGCGACGGGCCGCUCGGGUUCAGGAACUGGAGGAGCAGAUCAAGGAGAUUGAAGAUGGCCACGAAGCUCGUGUCGCUGCCUUGACAGAGCAAAUGAGCAACCUGUCAAGAGAGAUGGAACAAGCUCGGGAGGAGGUGAAAUGGUGGCGCGACCGAUGUCAUGCUCUUGAGAAGGAGGUCUCGAUCGAGCGUAACGCAAAGGAGGCCUUGACCAAAGAACUUCGUUCCUCAGCACCAACGUCAGUUACAAGACCAUCACCUGCAGCCAUGCCAGACUCUGUGCCGCUUCCACCUCGCAAACGUCCUUCCACCCGCUCGCCUCGCAUGGAGACUGCGAUCCAAACGAAUCAGGAACAAGCCAGAGCAGAGGACCUGGACAACGUUCCCUUGGGUUGUAACAGUUGCUCGACUACGCACUGCCAGUGCAUUGAAGAUGCAUUUGGCAUGCCAAUUGACACGCACGAGUCGAUUCGUGCUAGAAAUUCGCCCCACGGGGUCGGCAGUCCGGCCGGCCAUAUGUCAGAUCCAGAGAUCAAGCCUGAUCCGGAAGAGAUGGAGAUAGACUUCACGUCGCGCUUUGCAUCUGCACCAACUCAGUCGAGUUCUCACACCGAGAAUGAAGUUUCAUCGCCUCCAGUCGAUCCCUGUGGUUUCUGUCAGGAUGGUACUCCGUGCAUAUGCGCCGAGAUGGCCGCCCAGGAGCAACAGCGGCUGCAAACACAGUUACGAGGGCCUCGACAAGACUCAUUUGGCAACAACCGUCUUCCACCUAUGCAGUCCAUUUCUCAGUUCACCCCUCCCCCUUCUGAGAGUGAUGUGCGCUCCGAGGUCACUCUCCCGCCCAUCAGUCAGGCGACAAACCCCUGCAUUAAUGGGCCCGGCACUUGUGCCCAGUGUCAGGCUGACCCAAGGAGUACCCUGUUCUGCAAGACGCUGGCUGCCUCGCGAUCAGCCAGCAGUAGCCCUUCUGCCGGAGGAGGAUGCUGUGGUGGCAAAGGUGCUGAUGGCGGAUGCUGCAUGUCGCGAAACGCGCCGUCCUCAUCAACGACACGAAACCCUCUCUUGCCCACCAAGGGUGUGGCAACAAAGCCUUCAAUCCCUAGUCCACUCACUCUGAGCUGUGCUGACGCCUUUACAACACUCUCUCGCCACCCCAACUUCAAUCAGGCCAGUGACGAAAUCUCGAGCUGGCUUCCCAAAUUGCACACUCUUCCUAAUCCACGGGACCUGGCUCUUGCCGAAGGGCACGGGAAUCGACCCGCGAUGGAAGUCGAGGCGGCCAGCGUGAUGGGGGUUCUCCGCUACUUUGACCGGCGAUUUGCUAAUAAUUGA
Messenger RNA from Penicillium diatomitis, 1572 nucleotides. It is a transcript of the gene hapX, whose product is annotated as bZIP transcription factor HapX. Gene Ontology annotation, molecular function: transcription cis-regulatory region binding; DNA-binding transcription activator activity, RNA polymerase II-specific. Lineage: Eukaryota; Fungi; Ascomycota; Eurotiomycetes; Eurotiales; Aspergillaceae. The transcript has a single exon. Gene Ontology annotation, cellular component: nucleus; RNA polymerase II transcription regulator complex. The coding region runs from base 1 to 1572 and encodes 523 amino acids. The record is from RefSeq and is a predicted model, not a curated record.